GCGCGCACACACGCACACACACACACACACACACACACAUACACACGGUGACCGCCGUCGUUCCUUGAUGACCCACCGUCUGCUCAUUUCCGAGAGUUUACGGAGAUUCACCGAGCAGCGACCCGGCCCCUCCCGCCCCCUCUUCCGCGCCACAGCUACUCUCCCCUCGGCUCCACUCCGAGGAGGAACCCGGUGCCCCCGGUUGAUCGUUUCCAAUUACGUUACCCCAAGAUGGAGGUCUGCAGAUGGCACCGCUAGCGUCUCCGAGUCACCGUAACCGUCCGUGUGUCUUUCAUGGCGCUUUUGUCGGGAUUCAAGUGAUUUUGUGCCACCUUUUUGUCGAUUUUUGGGGGGAUCUACUUGGGAAAUACUGAGCUCCAGGUUCGGGUUGUGGCAGCCAUGAGCUCCGGGGAAGCAGCGGAGGAGUCCACGAAGGACGCUGGCGACAUAGCGGCGUUCUUCAAAACCGAUGGAUCCCUCCCUAAAGAGCCAAAAGGAGAUGUAUCAAGUCAGAUAGCAGGUUUUAGGCGAAAUGAGGAGAUGAGAGCAAUGGAGGUACUUCCCAUCCUCAAAGAAAAAGUUGCCUUUUUGUCAGGUGGCAGAGACAGACGCGGUGGUCCAGUGUUAACAUUUCCAUCACGCAGCAACCAUGACAGAAUACGAACGGAUGACCUAAGGAGACUCAUCGCCUACCUCGCCGGCAUCCCCAGCGAGGAGGUGUGUAAACAUGGCUUCACGGUCAUCGUUGAUAUGCGCGGCUCGAAGUGGGACAGCAUCAAGCCCCUGCUAAAGAUCCUGCAGGAGUCCUUUCCAUCCUGCAUCCACGUCGCCCUCAUCAUCAAACCAGACAACUUCUGGCAGAAGCAGAGGACCAACUUUGGCAGCUCUAAGUUUGAGUUUGAGACCACCAUGGUGUCACUAGAGGGCCUGACAAAGGUCGUUGACCCCUCCCAACUGACGGCGGACUUUGAUGGCAGCCUAGACUACAACCAUGAAGAGUGGAUAGAGGUGCGUGUGGCAUUUGAGGAGUUCUCAGGCCACGCCACCCAGAUGCUGGCUCGACUAGAGGAGAUGCAAGAAACCGUGUCAAGGAAAGACUUUCCCCAAGACCUGGACGGAGCCCGGCGGAUGAUAGAAGAACAUGCCACGCUGAAGAAGAAAGUUAUAAAGGCCCCAAUAGAGGAGCUGGACACUGAGGGACAGAGGUUGCUCCAGAGAAUCCAGAGCAGCGAGUCCUUCUCCAACCGUAACGGCAGCAGCAGUGGAGGCAGCGGCGGCAGCAGCAGCAGCAGCAGCGGGGGGUUGUGUAACGCCGACACCCAGGGCCUGGUGCCACGGAUCACCCAGCUGCUGGACAAACUGCACUCUACCCGACAGCACCUCCACCAGGCCUGGCACGUCCGCAAGCUCCAGCUGGACCAGUGCUUCCAGCUGCGUCUGUUUGAGCAGGACGCAGAGAAGAUGUUCGACUGGAUCAUGCACAACAAGGGUUUGUUCCUGGCAGGAUACACAGAGAUUGGCAACAACCACCCCCACGCCAUCGAGCUGCAAACCCAGCACAACCACUUCGCUAUGAACUGCAUGAAUGUGUAUGUGAACAUCAACCGCAUCAUGUCGGUGGGCAACCGGUUGCUGGAGUCAGGUCACUACGCCUCUCAGCAGAUCAAGCAGAUCUCAGGCCAGCUGGAGCAGGAGUGGAAGGCCUUCGCCGCUGCGCUGGAUGAACGCAGCACGCUGUUGGAGAUGUCAGCCAGCUUUCACCAGAAAUGUGACCAGUACAUGGGUAACGUGGACUCGUGGUGUAAGGCGUGCGGCGAGGUGGAUCUGCCCUCUGAGCUGCAAGACCUGGAAGACGCCAUCCAUCACCACCAGGGCCUGUAUGAACACAUCACUGCUGCCUACUCUGAGGUGAGUCAAGAUGGCAAAGCCCUGCUUGACAAGCUGCAGCGACCUUUGACCCCAGGCAGUGCCGAUUCACUAACGGCCUCAGCAAACUACUCCAAGGCAGUGCACCACGUCCUGGACAUCAUCCACGAGGUGCUGCAUCAUCAGAGACAGCUGGAAAACAUCUGGCAACACCGCAAAGUGCGGCUGCACCAACGUCUGCAGCUCUGUGUCUUUCAACAGGACGUCCAACAGGUGCUGGACUGGAUAGAAAACCACGGAGAGGCCUUCCUCAGCAAACACACAGGCGUGGGAAAGUCCCUGCACCGAGCCCGGGCUCUGCAGAAACGGCACGAAGACUUUGAGGAAGUAGCACAGAAUACGUACACCAAUGCAGACAAGCUGCUGGAGGCGGCUGAGCAGCUGGCCCAGACGGGAGAGUGCGACCCUGAGGAGAUCUACCAGGCCGCCCACCAGCUCGAAGACAGGAUCCAAGACUUUGUUCGCCGCGUGGAGCAGCGCAAAGUCCUGCUGGACAUGUCUGUCGCCUUCCACACACACGUCAAAGAGCUGUGGACAUGGCUGGAGGACCUCCAGAAAGAGCUGCUGGAUGACGUCUAUGCCGAGUCGGUGGAGGCCGUGCAGGAUCUGAUCAAACGCUUCGGCCAGCAGCAGCAGACCACGCUGCAGGUCACCGUCAACGUCAUCAAGGAGGGAGAGGAUCUCAUCCAGCAGCUCAGGGACUCGGCCAUCUCCAGCAACAAGACACCCCACAACAGCUCCAUCAACCACAUCGAGAGCGUCCUGCAGCAGCUGGACGAGGCCCAGGCCCAGAUGGAGGAGCUCUUCCAGGAGAGGAAGAUCAAACUGGAGCUCUUCCUGCAGCUCCGCAUCUUCGAGAGGGACGCCAUUGAUAUCAUCUCUGACCUGGAGUCCUGGAAUGAGGAGCUGACGGGUCAGAUGAAUGAUUUUGACACGGAGGACCUGACACUGGCUGAGCAGAGGCUGCAGCACCAUGCCGACAAGGCCCUGACCAUGAACAACCUCACCUUCGACGUCAUCCACCAGGGACAGGAGCUGCUGCAGUACGUCAACGAGGUCCAGGCCUCUGGCGUGGAGCUGCUGUGUGACCGCGACGUCGACAUGGCAACACGGGUUCAGGACCUGCUGGAGUUUCUCCACGAGAAGCAGCAAGAGCUGGACCUUGCGGCCGAGCAGCACCGCAGGCACCUGGAGCAGUGCGUCCAGCUAAGACACCUGCAGGCUGAAGUCAAACAGGUUCUUGGUUGGAUUCGUAACGGCGAAUCGAUGCUGAACGCCGGUCUAAUAACAGCCAGCUCCCUACAGGAAGCUGAACAACUGCAGAGGGAACACGAACAGUUUCAACACGCCAUCGAGAAAACCCACCAGAGUGCUCUGCAGGUCCAGCAGAAGGCAGAGGCUCUGCUCCAGGCCAACCACUACGACAUGGACCUGAUCCGAGACUGUGCAGAGAGCGUGGCCUCCCACUGGCAGCAGCUCAUGCUCAAAAUGGAGGACAGACUGAAGCUGGUCAAUGCCUCAGUGGCCUUCUACAAGACCUCUGAGCAGGUAUGCAGUGUGUUGGAGAGCCUGGAGCAGGAGUAUAAGAGAGAGGAGGACUGGUGCGGAGGAGCCGAUAAACUGGGACCCAACUGUGAAACGGACCACGUCAGCCCCAUGAUCAGUAAACACCUGGAGCAGAAGGAGGCCUUCCUCAAGGCGUGCACUCUGGCCAGAAGAAAUGCAGACGUCUUCCUCAAGUACAUGCACAGGAACAGCGUCAACAUGCCAGGCAUGCUGAGCCACGUCAAAGCACCAGAACAGCAGGUCAAAAACAUCCUCAAUGAGCUGCUGCAGAGAGAGAAUCGUGUUCUUCACUUCUGGACCAUGAGGAAACGACGGCUGGACCAGUGUCAGCAGUAUGUGGUGUUUGAACGCAGCGCCAAACAGGCUUUGGAGUGGAUUCAUGACACAGGAGAGUUCUAUCUGUCCACACACACCUCCACCGGCUCCAGUAUCCACCACACACAGGAGCUGCUGAAGGAGCAUGAGGACUUCCACAUCACAGCCAAGCAAACUAAGGAGCGUGUGAAGCUGCUGAUCCAGCUGGCUGAUGGCUUCUGCGAGAAAGGCCACAGUCAUGCUGGGGAGAUCAAAAAAUGGGUGACGGCUGUGGACAAACGCUACCGAGACUUCUCGCUGCGCAUGGACAAAUACCGCUGCAGCCUGGAGAAAGCCCUGGGCAUCUCUUCAGACUCCAACAAGGCAAGUAAGGAUCUCCAGCUGGACAUCAUCCCAGCCACAGCUCCAGGGUCAGAGGUCAAGCUGCGGGAUGCAGCUCAUGAGCUGAAUGAGGAGAAACGCAAGUCAGCACGCAGAAAGGAGUUCAUCAUGGCAGAGCUGAUUCAGACAGAAAAAGCCUACGUGCGAGACCUGCGGGAGUGCAUGGAUACCUACCUGUGGGAGAUGACCAGUGGAGUCGAGGAGAUUCCUCCAGGAAUCAUCAACAAGGAACACAUCAUCUUUGGAAACAUGCAAGACCUCUAUGAAUUUCACCAUAACAUCUUUCUCAAAGAGUUGGAGAAAUAUGAGCAGCUACCAGAGGAUGUGGGGCAUUGCUUUGUCACAUGGGCUGAUAAGUUCCAGAUGUAUGUGAACUACUGUAAGAACAAACCCGACUCCACCCAGCUAAUCCUAGAGCAUGCUGGGAACUACUUUGAUGAAAUCCAACAGAGGCACCGACUGGCCAACUCCAUCUCCUCCUAUCUGAUCAAGCCUGUGCAGAGAAUCACCAAGUAUCAGCUCCUGCUCAAGGAGCUGCUCACCUGCUGUGAAGAAGGUAAAGGAGAAAUCAAGGACGGCCUGGAGGUGAUGCUCAGUGUUCCUAAGAAAGCCAACGAUGCCAUGCACCUCUCUAUGCUGGAAGGUUUUGAUGAAAACAUCGAAUCCCAGGGUGAGCUCAUUCUCCAGGAGUCCUUCCAGGUCUGGGAUCCAAAGACUCUGAUCCGCAAGGGUCGGGAGCGCCACCUGUUCCUGUUCGAGAUGUCGCUUGUCUUCAGCAAGGAGGUCAAGGACUCAAACGGCAGGAGCAAAUACAUCUACAAGAGCAAACUUUUUACGUCAGAGUUGGGGGUGACAGAACAUGUUGAAGGAGACCCCUGCAAGUUUGCUCUGUGGGUGGGACGCACCCCGACUUCUGACAACAAGAUUGUGCUCAAGCUAAGUCAGGGAUCCAAACAUGGAGCAAUGGCGUCAAGCAUCGAGAACAAGCAGGACUGGAUCAAACACAUCAGGGAGGUGAUCCAGGAGCGCACCAUUCACCUGAGAGGAGCGCUCAAGGAGCCCAUUCAUAUCCCCAAAGCUACUACAGCCAAGCAUCACAAGGGCCGGGGAAGGGAUGGAGAGGACCUGGACAGUCAGGGUGAAGGCAGCAGCCAACCUGACACCAUCUCUCUGGCAUCCCGCACUUCACAGAACACACUGGACAGCGACAAGCUGUCCGGAGGCUGUGAGCUGACUGUGGUGAUCCAUGACUUCAUGGCCAGCAACAGCAACGAGUUGACAGUGCGGCGCGGUCAGACGGUGGAGGUUCUGGAGCGCUGCCACGACAAGCCAGACUGGUGCCUGGUCAGGACCACAGACCGCUCCCCCGCCCUGGAGGGCCUGGUGCCCUGCUCCAUGCUCUGCAUCGCCCAUUCCAGGUCCUCCAUGGAGAUGGAGGGAAUCUUCAACCACAAAGACACUCUGUCAGUGUGCAGCAAUGACUCCAUCAUGCCAGGGUCGUCUGCUACGCUCCAGCCUGGUCACGGCAUCGGCUCCCACACCUCACCAGGGCCUAAACGACCAGGUAACACACUGCGGAAGUGGCUCACUAGCCCAGUGCGUCGGCUCAGCAGCGGCAAGGCAGACGGCCACGUGAAGAAGCUGGCCCACAAGCACAAGAAGAGCCGCGACGUGCGGAAGAGCGGGGAGAUGACUAUGGGGUCCCAGAAAGACUCGGAUGACAGCGCCGCUACACCUCAGGAUGAGACUGUGGAGGAGAGGGUUCGUAACGAAGGCUUGUCGAGCGGCACGUUGUCCAAGUCCAGUUCCUCGGGCAUGCAGAGCUGCGGGGAGGAGGAGGGCGAGGAGGGUGCUGACUCAGUACCUUUGCCUCCACCUAUGGCCAUCCAGCAGCACAGCCUGCUGCAGCCGGACUCACAGGACGACAAGACCUCGUCUCGUCUGUCGGUCCGUCCAUCCAGUUCAGAGACGCCCAGUGCUGCUGAGUUGGUGAGCGCCAUCGAGGAGCUGGUCAAAAGCAAGAUGGCAUUGGAGGACAGACCCAGCUCACUGUCAGUAGAACAGGGAGACAGCAGCUCUCCUUCCUUCAACCCCUCCGACAACUCCCUCCUCUCCUCCUCCUCUCCAAUCGAAGAGAUGGACGAACGCAAGACCAGCAUCCUCAAGAAAAGACAUUACAUCCUGCUGGAGUUGGUGGAUACGGAGAGAGAUUACGUCAGAGACCUGGGCCUUGUGGUGGAGGGCUACAUGAGCCGGAUGAAGGAGGAGGGCGUCCCAGAUGACAUGAAGGGAAAGGACAAAAUUGUGUUUGGCAACAUUCACCAGAUCUAUGACUGGCACAAAGAUUUCUUCCUUGGGGAAUUGGAGAAGUGUUUGGAGGACCCUGACAAACUGGGACCACUCUUUCUCAAACAGGAACGCAGACUGAACAUGUAUGUAGUGUACUGCCAGAACAAGCCCAAGUCGGAGCACAUCGUCUCAGAGUACAUCGACACCUACUUUGAGGACAUGAAGCAGCGGCUGGGACACAGGCUGCAGAUCACAGACCUGCUCAUCAAGCCAGUCCAGAGGAUCAUGAAGUACCAGCUGCUGCUCAAGGAUUUCCUGAAGCACUCUAAAAAGUCUGGGCUGGAGUCGAUGGAAUUAGAGAAAGCAGUGGAGGUCAUGUGCAUCGUGCCAAAAAGGUGUAACGAUAUGAUGAAUGUUGGCCGGCUCCAGGGAUUUGAUGGAAAGAUCGUGGCUCAGGGCCGCCUGUUGCUGCAGGACACGUUUAUGGUUUCUGACCCGGAGGGCAGCGUGCUCGGCCGGAUGAAGGAGAGGAGAGUCUUCCUUUUUGAGCAGGUGGUCAUCUUUAGCGAGCCCCUCGACAAGAAGAAAGGUUUCUCCCUGCCAGGCUUCCUUUACAAGAACAGCAUCAAGGUGAGCUGUCUGGGGUUAGAGGAGAGUAUGGAGGGUGAUCCCUGCAAGUUCAUCCUCACCUCUCGGGCGACCAACGGCACCGUGGAGUCCUUUGUGCUUCACUCCUCUCACCCAGGGGUGCGUGAGGUCUGGACCCUUCAGAUCAGCCAGAUACUAGAGAGCCAACGCAACUUCCUUAAUGCUCUAACCUCACCAAUAGAGUAUCAGAGGAACCAUGUGGGUGCGAGUGGAGGGCCCUGUGUGUCCAGCCUGGGGGCCCCGGGUGGAGGCAGCAGUGGGUCCAGUGCGGCCCCUGGAGUCGGAGGGGGAAGCUCCCAGGGUAGCUCCAUCCCUCUAGGGCCUCAAGGUGGCUCUCGUCGACCCUCCAGGAUCCCCCAGCCGUCCCGCCUGCCCCAGCCCCUCCGUCACCACCCUGGGGCCGACUCCGACGGCCCCAACAAGAUGUCAGGUUCGUCCCCUUGUCCUGUCCCCCCACUCCCUCCAGGGGGUAGCCCGCAGGGCAAGCGCCCCAUCCAGACUCCAGAGGACCAAGCACAGACCCCCACUCCUGCCAGCGCUGUAGCCCCUAUUCCUCGUGCCACAGUGGGGCCCCUGCCCUCUACACCCACUUCCAAACCACGGCCAGGAGCCGUGUCCCCUAUGGCCCCCCCCAUGGCCACUCCUGCCUUCGGCAAGGACGGCCUCCCUCCUCCCCCUCCCAGCCCCGGCCAGAAGUCUGGAUCUGGAUUCUGGAGCUCUAUGCCGGGCUCUCCAGCCAGCCGGCCUGGCUCGUUCACCUUCCCAGGGGAGGCGGGAGACACCCCGGUCCGUCAGAACUCGAACCAGAUCCAGACCGGCUCUGGAUCUGGGAGCCAAACCCACAGACACUCCACACACAGCAAGGAAGCCGACCGCAUGAGUACGUGCUCAUCGGCCAGCGAGCAAUCCAUCCAGUCCACCCAGAGUAAUGGGAGUGAAAGUAGCAGCAGCAGUAGUGUAUCCACCAUGUUGGUGACCCAGGACUACAUGGCCUUGAAGGAGGAUGAGAUCAGCGUCAGUCAGGGCGAGGUGGUCCAGAUCUUGGCCAGCAACCAGCAGAACAUGUUUCUGGUGUUCAGGGCGGCUACGGAGCAGGGCCCCGCCGCCGAGGGCUGGAUCCCCGGAUUUGUGCUGGGACACACCUCAGCCAUCGUCCCUGAUUGCCCCGAAGGAUCCGUCAAUAGGAAGUCUUCAUCCUGGCACACGUCCCUGCGCAUCCGCAAAAAGUCUGAGAAGAAGGAGAAGGAGGCAAAAAAAGAUGCCAAGCUGGAAAACGGUUACAGGAAGUCCAGAGAAGGUCUGGCCAACAAAGUUUCUGUGAAGCUUCUAAAUCCAAACUACAUCUAUGACGUUCCCCCAGAGUUCCUUGUACCUCUGAGUGAUGUGACAUGUGACAACGGAGAGAGCGUCACCCUCAGGUGUAAAGUCUGUGGUCGACCCCGAGCCGCUGUCACCUGGAAGGGACCCAACCAGAGCAACCUCACCAACAAUGGACGCUUCAGCAUCGCCUAUAGUGAUACGGGUGAAGCAACGCUGCGAAUCAUUGGCGUGGCCUCUGAGGAUGAUGGCGUUUACACUUGCGUUGCCACGAACGAGCUUGGCAGCGUAACGUCAUCUGCUAGCCUCAGAGUGUUAGUGUCCACUGAUGGGAUCAGAGUGAGCUGGAAGGACAACUUUGAGUCUCACUACGCUGAGGUGGUUGAACUGGGCAGGUAA
Messenger RNA from Plectropomus leopardus (leopard coralgrouper), 8841 nucleotides. The record is from RefSeq and is a predicted model, not a curated record. NCBI's taxonomy places the organism in Eukaryota, Metazoa, Chordata, Actinopteri, Perciformes, Serranidae.